AUGGCGGGUAAGGAAGCGACGAUAUACAUUCUCGAUCUGGGGGCAUCGAUGGGCGAGAAGCGUCAUGGACGUGAUCUCACAGAUCUCGACUGGGCACUUGAAUAUGUAUGGGACAAGAUUACGACUACAGUUGCGACAGGCAGGAAGACAGCGCUCAUGAGUGUGAUUGGGUGUCGCACGGAUGAAUCAAAUCUGAACGGUGUUAUGGAAGAAGCUGAGGGCUACGAAAACAUCACGGUGUUCUCCGAGCUGAAACACGCAACCCAAAACAAAGCUGGCAAGCCGCUUAAAUACGAUCGCCGAAUCAUCAUAGUGACUGAUGGGAGAGGUGAGAUGGAUGAUGGCGAUCUAGAUGACAUAGCGAUGAAGAUCAAGGAUAUCGAUGCGCCAAUCGAGCUUGUGCUUCUCGGCCUCGACUUCGACGAUACAGACUACGGCUAUGAAGAAGAGGACAAGAAUGACGCGAAGGCGAACAACGAAGAAGUGCUGAAGAGCUUCGUCGAGAGUUGCAAUGGUAAUUUUGGUACUCUAGCAGAAGCAAUCGAGCAGCUCAACAUCCCGCGCCUAAAGCAGACACGGCCGAUACCCAGCUUCAAGGGCCAGCUCACUCUUGGAGGCCCGGCAGAUAAAUUCGAUGCAACUCUCACUAUUGACGUAGAACGGUAUCCCUGCACGAUGCUUGCCAAGCCACCGACAGCGAGCUCCUUCGUCGUACGAACAGAUCUGGGCGGGGCCGGCCCAAGCGAUCAAUCUCCGGCCACCAUAGUUGGAGAAGACCACCCUAUGAGCGACCUGGCGGCUGUGCGACAUCAGCGUGGCUACCAAAUCGACGACCCCAACGAACCAGGCAUUAAGAAGAAUGUCGAGAUGGAAGAGCUAGAAAAGGGCUACGAGUAUGGCAGAACAGCAGUUCACAUCGCUGAAUCUGACUUCAACGUCGUAAAGCUGGAAACAGAUCCGUCACUGCAGCUUGUUGGCUUUGCUAGGGAAGAGGAAUUCGAACGCUACCUUCCCAUGAGCCGUACGAACUACAUCGUACCUCAGAGAAUGAACCAGCAAGCUCAGCUCGCGCUAUCGUCUUUCAUACACGCUCUGCACGAAGGUGGCCUGUACGCUGUUGCACGCCUGGUCACCAAGGAGAACAAGCCUCCAGUCAUGGUUCUCCUGUCGCCACGCAUCGAGCCGGACUUUGAAUGUUUGAUCGAUGUAGAGUUGCCUUUCGAGGAAGACAUGCGACGGUAUAAGUUUCCGCCUCUAGACCGAAAGCUUACUGUAAGCGGGAAGGUCAUCACAGAACACAAGGAUCUUCCCAACAUGGAUCUAACAGCUGCAAUGGACGCCUAUGUCGAUGCCAUGGACCUGUCCACAUUCGCAGAAGACGAGGAUGGCAACGCCGACGAAUACGCGAAGCCAGAAGACACAUAUGCACCCCUCGUCCACCGCAUCAACCAUAUCGUGAAAUGGCGCUCAACUCACCCUAAUCCAACCCUCACCAUCCCCGACCCGCCCUCGGUACUUACGAAAUAUUCUGCGCCACCUGCAGAUCUUGUUAAGCACUCCAGCAAAGCUCUUGAAUCCCUGAAAAUGGCCGCAGACGUAAAGAAGAUUCCACUCAAAGUCAAAGGCCGUGGCAAGCGUCAGCGCUCUGAGCAUGAUAAACCUAUCUCAGGGCUCGAUGUUGAUGCGCUGUUGGGAAAUCCAACACAAGUCAACAUCGAUCCUGAGAAUCUUGUUCCGAGUUUCAAACAGGCACUUGCUGUCACCGACGACCUGGCGGCUAUACAGUCCGCUGCUAAUGCCAUGGCGAAGGAGAUCCGGGGUUUGGUGAGGAACAGUGUGGGUGAAAGUGCUUAUGGAAGGGCAUUGGAAGCUUUGAGUGUGAUGAGAGAUGAGCUUACUGAGCUUGAGGAGCCGGAGAUGUAUAACGAAUUCGUGCGUGAGUUCAAGAAGGAGCUCCUGAAUGACACACUGAAUGGAGACCGAAGAGAGAUGUGGUGGAGGGUCAGGGGAAGUCGGUACGGGCUGAUCGAUGAGAGGCGAUCCCUUGUCAGCGACGUCACAGAGAAAGAGGCGGAUGAGUUCUACAAGGCGUAA
Molecule: messenger RNA, 2094 nt
Organism: Ascochyta rabiei
Lineage: Eukaryota; Fungi; Ascomycota; Dothideomycetes; Pleosporales; Didymellaceae
Product: ATP-dependent DNA helicase yku80
Exons: 4
Coding region: 1-2094 (697 amino acids)
Biological process (GO): double-strand break repair via nonhomologous end joining; cellular response to gamma radiation; cellular response to X-ray
Cellular component (GO): Ku70:Ku80 complex; nucleus
Molecular function (GO): telomeric repeat DNA binding; double-stranded DNA binding; damaged DNA binding
Source: RefSeq, a predicted model, not a curated record